AUGCCGAACACUGCGCAUCCCCAGAUGUCCUCCAAUCAGCAUCUCGGCAACAUUAGAGACCAUAGUGCAGAGUAUUCUUCUGCCGAGUCCGAUAAUGAUCAUAUCGGAGCUAAUGGCUCGUUAAAGCGAAAGCGCCCCCUCAUUGUCUCGUGCGAAUUGUGCAAGCAGCGAAAAGUCAAAUGCGACCGAGUUCAGCCAAGCUGUGGCUGGUGCACCCGCAAUGGUCAAAUAUGUGAAUACAGAGAGCGCAAGAAGCCUGGCCUCAGGGCCGGCUAUGGUAAAGAGCUAGAGCAGCGCCUUGAUCGAUUGGAAGAUAUCAUUCAGUCGCAAGCUCGCCUAAUUGAAAUGCACAUCUUGCAGAAUCAAUCCUCGAUAGGCCACGAAAUGCCUCACGCGGGGCCUCUGUCCUAUAGCUCCCCAUCAGAGCCCUCAGCAGCACAUGGCCCCAGCCCUAGUACUGCUUUGUACUUGAAUGAUCCUGGUUCCUCGGUCACUUUGCCAUCCCGCCGUGCAGAUGUGUCAUUAACCAGUCCAUCUGAUACAUCGCCUCGAAAUUCCUCGAACCACUUCCAUAACAUGAUGGCUGUAACGCCGGUGGGAUCAAUGACACAGACCCAAAGCACGCACCAUGAUUACUCAGGGAACGAAUCGUCAUUGAAGGUUCCUGUUAAGAUUUUCUCCAACCAAGAACAGUCGCUUGCCGAUCCGGAUCUUGAUCUCCCACCAUAUGAUCUUCUCUAUGCAUUGGUGGAUCUCUAUUUCGAACAUAUCAACUCCUGGUGUCCGAUCUUUCAUCGCCGAACAACACUAGACACAUUCUUUGGUCCAGCGCCUCUAGAAGAGGCGGACCGAAUGGUUCUUUAUGCUAUCGUGGCAACAACGCUACGAUUUUCAUCGGAUGCUAGGCUGAACGACCAAAACAGGAAGCGGUAUCAUAACUCGGCCAAGCAAAAGGUCCUUUUCUAUGGUUUGGAGAACUCGUCUGUCAAAGCACUUCAGGCACUUGUGAUCUUGGCAUUAGAUCUGGUAGGUUCCUCAAACGGCCCACCUGGCUGGAAACUUCUCGCUUUGAUCACCCGAUCAGUGGUUCAGCUGGGCCUGGCCGUUGAGUCUAAAUCCUCACUUGUGAACCCCUUAUAUCCUUCGAUCUAUACUCUGAGGGCUGUUACUCUUUCAGAACCAGACUCUUGGAUUGAGGACGAGAGUCGGCGGCGUCUGUUCUGGAUGGUAUAUUUGCUUGAUCGAUACUCAACCCUGGCUACUGCAUUCAACUUUGCCUUGGAUGACAGAGACAUUGAUCGCAAGCUACCUUGCAAGGAUGAUUUCUUCAUGAAAAAUCAACCAGUGGAAACGCGAUUGUUCCAGUGCUCUAGCGAUCGUGCAGACUAUCUCAGUCAUGCAGAAAAUGUCGGCUCCUUCGGGCUUUAUGUCGAGAUUCUGGGCAUUCUUUCGAGAAUUCACCUGUUCUUGAAGAGGCCUGUGGAUAUUGGCGCUCUUUCGGAUGUCGAAGAAUGGCAAUCGACAUAUCGCAAACUUGAUAGCGAGUUGACAUCAUGGGAAUUCAAUCUUCCUGCAGAAUACGCCUAUGAAAAUUCAUCUCGUCUUUUUAGUGGGCCGAAAAAUGGUCGACCUUUGCACAGCGACUGGGUACAGUUACAUGCCACAUAUCAAACGGCUGUGAUCCGUCUGCAUUCUUCAGCAGCAUAUCCGACAACCCGAUCCCCAAUCUUCACACCUUCAUAUAGCGCGAGCCAACGGUGUCUCCUCGCCGUCGAGAACAUCUUAUCGGUAACCCGGUUCGUCGUAGAAAACAACAUGCUGGACAAGAUGGGUCCACCUUUCGCCUUCACCCUCUGGGUUUCGGCCCGUCUUCUUCUCGUCCAUGGCUCAACAAUCGCGCACACCGUCAGUGCAGAUAUCCUCUUCUUUGUGGACACUUUGUUCCAGUUAGGAAAAUACUGGAAAGUUGCAGAGCGAUACAGCAAUAUCCUCCAACGCGUCUUAGACGAAUACAACGAAUACCAACAAUCUACCGCCCUAGAUGGUGAACGUUCCACACCAUCAACAGUCAAAAUUCUUGCCGACAUGCGUCGCUGCGCCUUCGAUCUUGAUUUCUUGAUCUCUCGCCAACCCCGCGAAUCGCCCGCAGACAACGGCAUAGGCGAUAGCCACCAGUCAAGGCCCGUUCCAGCAAUGCCACCUCGCAAUUUUGCCCCCAAUGAGCUCGAAUACCUUGACGUUUUCGGCUUCUUCAAUGUCCCCCGUGUUCCUCCAGCCAGAGCCCCUGAGCCGACUACACAGUCGAUGGCCAUUCCCGAGUCUGUACAGGAUCCGAUGUCAAUCCAUGGACUGACGGCUGCGGAUCCACCUGCAGGAGUUGUUGAUACGAGCCAUGCCAAUUCGAACGAGUUCAAUAUCACCAACUAUUUGAUUCCGACGCCUGAGACGGAUUGGCUUUUCCGUCCAUCUUAA
Penicillium salamii is the source of this 2472-nucleotide messenger RNA. NCBI's taxonomy places the organism in Eukaryota, Fungi, Ascomycota, Eurotiomycetes, Eurotiales, Aspergillaceae. The record is from the annotation of a GenBank genome assembly.